AUGAAAAAUAAAACGAUUCAAUUGAUUGUACUGUUUUUGAUAUUAAUUACGUCGGACUUAACAUUCGGAAAAGGAAACUAUAACAAGAAGAAUCUUAGAACACAUCAGCAGAAUAAGAAACAUAAUAACACAAAAACUAAAUUUGAAAGUGAAAGAAUAAAACGGUCUACUAACGAUUUUGGUACAGUACAGUUUUGGACAAAUAAAGAAAUCGUUCGUCCAAAAUAUUUCAAUAGUGAGGAUUCGCUUCAAAAUAUUGAAGACGCUCCUAUAUAUGGAAAAAUUCAUAACGAACCACCAUUUUGGGCUAUACGUGGGCGAAGAGAUAGUUCUUCAUCAGAAAUCUAUACUGAACCUCAUAGUCUCGAAAGUGAUAGACAUGAUUUACAGCAAAAUUAUGACCAUGUAACAAAAAUUGGUUUAUGGAAUGAACCAGAUUUGAAGCAUCCAGCUAAUUUCUGGGCCAAUCGCGGCAGACGCAAUCCAUUAGACUUUGAUAGAAGUUUCAUGCUUGAGCCGUCAUGGGAAAGAGACCUUAGACAAGAAAAUGACCCUUUUUGGGGAAACAGAGGAAAGAAAGAAGAGGCUUUUUGGAGCAGCAAAGGUAAAACGGAAGAAAAUCCAUUUUGGGCUAAUCGUGGUCGAAGACUUGAUCAGCUUGAAGACCGAGCAAACCGAGAUAGUAACACUGAUGUUGAUCCUUUUUGGGGUAGCCGUGGCCGGCGAAAAGAUAUGGAAUUUAUUAAAGACCACAAAAAAGAAAAUUUAAAACAAUCCAUUUUAAAUGCUAUCAACGACGUUGAGAAGGACGUAAAAACUCUUUCAAGAUUACGACGGAGUCCGGGCGCUGGCUUAAAUUUUUGGUUAAAUCGAGGUCGAGACAGUAAAUUAAAACAUCUGUUCAACAGAAACUCGAACAAUAAAGCAUAUGUAUCGAACGCUGGAGGCAGUACCGUAAAUACAGUUAAUCCUUCAAAUGCUGAAACUUUAUCGGAUAGCCGAAUAUACGCAGACGAACCUCAUUAUAUCUUAUUGGAAAGAAACAGCAGAUCAUCUGCAGAAGACGACCCCUUCUACAUAUCACGCGGUAAAAAAUAUUAUCUGAAAUAUAACUUAGGACGACCUGGUAGAGACAGACGAGGCGCUAUUGAAGAGAUAGUAAAAUCUGUCCGGAACGACCCUUAUUACAUAGCGCGUGGAAAAAAGGAUCUUACUAAUGAAAAUUCAACACAACGUAACCAAUAUUCGAAAAUCAAAGAACUAGUCUGUACUGCGAUUGAUAUGGUGCUUAAAAAAAACAACGGUGACGUAGUAAAAAGAGAUAUUACUGACAGCGAAAGGGAUAGACGAACUAUUUUGAAGAAACUGGCAGCUCAAUUGCAAAAUGAUCCGUAUUUUGCCAGUAGAGGUAAGAAGAGCUCUGCAGACGAAGGUAAUCAUCUAAAUGAAUUCAUUGACAGUAUUGCCGAAAAAUGUUCUUAA
Molecule: messenger RNA, 1482 nt
Organism: Bombyx mandarina (wild silkworm)
Lineage: Eukaryota; Metazoa; Arthropoda; Insecta; Lepidoptera; Bombycidae
Source: RefSeq, a predicted model, not a curated record